GAAGGCGGUGUGUCCUGUGUGUUCGGCAUGACCAUGCUUGAAAGUGAACAUCAGGCUACCUGAGGCCAUUCACUCUCCUGCACACAUCAGCCCCUGCAGACGUUUGUUAAUACACAGCGGUGACUCGACGGCGCAGCAUGGAGCAGGUGGAGCAGUCGGAGCAGUCGGGAACAGAGAGCCCCCAACCAUCAUCCAUACAGUCAGACACGUCUACAGCUCCAACGGAGGAAGGAAACAGUGGAACAAGCACCCGCAGGAAGCGCAGGAAGAGGGAGCCACGUCCUGAAUCCAUCAUUGUGUACCGUUCCGACACUGAGAGGACUGAUGGAGACGAACGAAGUGGAGACGUAGAAGUCGCAGAGAGAAACUCAGAAGAAGGGGCUAAAUUUCUCACAACUCCAACCGCGGAAGGAGGGUGGAAUCUACCCCCAGACAGCCGCUAUGUGACGCUAACCGGCACCAUCACACGUGGGAAGAAGAAAGGUCAGAUGGUGGACAUUCAUGUCACACUGACCGAGAAGGAGCUCCGUGAAAUGGCCAAGUCCAAAGAGCGUCUAGAUGCUGAGUGUGAAGCGGCAGCAGGAGGAGGAGCAAAGCGCUCAUGUGGUUUUGGCCUAGAUCAGGGUCCUCAUGUGGUGCUGUGGAGCCUUUCGUGUGCUCCUAUUAUCUUCCUGCUCUCCUUCAUCACCUCGUUUUACUACGGCACACUCACCUGGUAUAACGUGUUCCUGGUGUACAACGAGGAACGGACGUUCUGGCAUAAAAUCACAGUGUGCCCCUUUCUCAUCAUUUCCUACCCGCUGAUCAUCAUGGCUGUGUCGUUGUCUCUCGGGCUGUACUCGGCAGUAGUGCAGGUGUCCUGGGUGUUCAGUGAGUGGUGGUUCUCGGUUAGGGAUCUAGAAAAGGGGUUCUGUGGCUGGGCCUGUGGGAAGCUGGGCCUGGAGGACUGUUCUCCGUACAGCAUUGUAGAAUUACUCGACUCGGACACAAUUUCUGGGAGUCUGCAGGGGAAAGGGCCUAGCGAAAGUGUUCAGACUUCCUCUGUGUGAGACCUGGACUCUGUCACCUGAUGAAUUGGGUUUCUUGGAGUAAAAAUGGUUCCUGGAUUAACAUCGAUUUGCUGGUCUUGGAACAACAUUCCACUUGACCCAUCACCGCUCAUUAGCUUGCACUCAUUAGCUUGCACUUCUUCCUGCUUCUCCUCCAUCUGAGUCCUGAAUGCAUCUGGCAGAUUCCAGAUAACAAGGUUACUGUGUACCUCUAAAUAUCAACUCGCAAAAUUGUUUAGUUGUUGAAAUGUGUGAAACUCUUGACUGCAGCUAAAUACAGUCGAUCUUUUAAUCCCAAAGGUGCAGAAUUAGUUUCUACCUAUGGCUCACUAAUAUUCACUGAACUGAACUGCAGUGAUUAGAUCAGAGGGCGGCACAGUGGUGUAGUGGUUAGCACUGUCACAUCAGAGCAAGAAGGUUCUGGGUUUGAGCCCAGUGGCCGACGGGCCAUUCUGUGUGGAGUUUGCAUGUUCUCCCCGUGUCCGCGUGGGUUUCUUCCGGGUGCUCCGGUUUCCCCCACAGUCCAAAGACAUGCAGGUUAGGUUAAUUGGUGGCUCGAAAUUGACUGUAGGUGUGAAUGGUUGUUUGUCUCGAUGCGUCAGCCCUGUCAUGAUCUGGCGACUUGUCCAGGGUGUACCCCGCCUCUCACCCAUAGUCAGCUGGGAUAGGCUCCAGCUUGCCCGCGACCCUGCACAGGAUAAGCGGCUAUGGAUAAUGUGGAUGAUUUAGAUCAGUAAAUUUGACAAAUCAGAAUGGCAAGCAUCGAGUCCUUGUUUAAUAGAAGAUAUGAAAUUGGUGCAGUUUUAUUUUAAUAUUUUAAUAAAUUAGGAGUUUUGUUUAUUUU
Molecule: messenger RNA, 1893 nt
Organism: Neoarius graeffei (lesser salmon catfish)
Lineage: Eukaryota; Metazoa; Chordata; Actinopteri; Siluriformes; Ariidae
Gene: tmem169b
Product: transmembrane protein 169b
Exons: 3
Coding region: 138-1049 (303 amino acids)
Source: RefSeq, a predicted model, not a curated record